Messenger RNA from Spirometra erinaceieuropaei, 1318 nucleotides. The record is from the annotation of a GenBank genome assembly. NCBI's taxonomy places the organism in Eukaryota, Metazoa, Platyhelminthes, Cestoda, Diphyllobothriidea, Diphyllobothriidae.
GCGGGGGCGAGAAGACUCAUUUUCUCUGUGUGCUCCUCCAGCCAAUAAGAUGUGGCCUGCGGCGCUCACUGCUGCCGGGGCACCGAAAGGGAGACUGAGAGGCCACUACAACUCGAUCACUGAUGGUACAAAUUAAAUUGCGCCUCUCCGCGCAGCUUUGUCGGCGUGUAACGGGUAUGUUCCGAGCACACAGGAGGCGAGGCUGGUUGUGAAAUUACCUUUGUGUUCGAGAACGUGACGGAGCUCAGCCAUUCACAAAUAUGUAUCCCAUUGUCGUGUACAUCCCUUCAGAAUACUGCUCUUUUGUUUUCAGAUAAUUCACUUACGAACUCAUGGCAGCCACAAAUACCCAAUCUGCCAAGGUGACUGUUACGAAAUCAACAACAGACGUGGGGCUGGCAUCAGCGUCAUUAAGCGACCACGUAUAUCAGACCCUUCAGCCUCCAAAAUUCGUGCAGUCAACCUGCAUAGCGAAAAAGGGAUCGCCAAGGUGGGUUGUCCUCACUUGUUUCUCCUUCUGCACCGUUUCUAUCUACUCUUAUCCUUUGUUUCCUAAUCUCGCUCCCAUUUCCGUUAAUAUGUCAUCGACAGCGUCCACCUUAGUUUCCUUCCGGCAACGUCAGGUUAUAUGUCUUCCAUCAAGAAGGCUUGCUGUUGUGCCCACAUUCCAGUUUUCUAAAACAGGCAUUGUUGCGUCCAACAAUUAUUCUUUGAAUCAUGCUUUGAUGAAAGUCUUUUAUACAUUUUAUCUUUUAUUCAUGGGUCGGCUAUCUCCAUGUCCCCCGGGACUGUUUCUAAGACUGAAGUUGACUCAGUACAGGCACAUACAUAGGAAACAGUGUUCAAAACACGUUCAGGAGCGGUUUUGUUCUACUUUAAACCAGAUAGUAUCCGUAUCCCUUUCGACUGCGCCAGCCCACCAUACUUUCUACUCAGCGCCAAAAUCCUCUCCCGAUGCCUCCCACUGUCGCCCACCUGUCACAUUUAAUCACCUCCACAUUCGCCUGUAGAGAGGAUGAUGUUUCCGAUACUUAAGGUGCUCAUUUUGUUAAAACAAAGAUUCAAUGGUAAGGUACACCGAUUCUGAACAGGUCAUUGCCUGGCUCAUACUUGUGGAGGCAUAUCAAAUGUCCACUCUCCGAAGCAGUAUUACUACUACUACUACUACUACUACUACUACUACUACUACUACUACUACUACUACUACUACUACUACUACUACUACUACUACUACUACUACUACUACCACUACUACUACUACUACUACUACUACUACUACUACUACUACUACUACUACUACUACUGCUACUACUACUAG